Molecule: messenger RNA, 1575 nt
Organism: Aspergillus niger
Lineage: Eukaryota; Fungi; Ascomycota; Eurotiomycetes; Eurotiales; Aspergillaceae
Exons: 1
Coding region: 1-1575 (524 amino acids)
Biological process (GO): glucose 6-phosphate metabolic process; intracellular glucose homeostasis; glycolytic process
Cellular component (GO): cytosol; mitochondrion
Molecular function (GO): D-glucose binding; fructokinase activity; ATP binding
Source: RefSeq, a predicted model, not a curated record
AUGCUAUUGUUCCCUUCCCUUUUCCGCGACCCCUCCCGUAAGCGGCGGAAGCCUUUCCAUGGAGCGUAUUGGGGACGUCGCUCCCUUGAUGCGUUUGCUGACGAGGUGGAUCGUCUGUUCACGGCACCUUUGUCGGUGCAGAACAUGGUCGCCAUGUCAGACAAGAUCCGUGCGCAGUUCAGGUCUUGUCUACAAUCCAGCCCCGUCUGCAUGCUACCUUCCUACAACCAUGCACUGCCCUCCGGAACGGAGACGGGGACGUUCCUCACGCUGGAUGUCGGUGGUUCAACGCUGCGGGUAGCACUGGUUGAACUACGUGGUCAGGGAGACAUGCGCAUCCUUCACGUCUCAUCGUCGUACAUUGACGAAGAGGUCAAGUUAUUGGAGGGCACGCUCUUUUUUGAUUGGAUGGCGGAGAAGAUCGACUCGAUGCUACGCGAAGUGGGUGCCAACUAUGGACGAGAGGCCGUGCCACUGUCAAUGGGAUUGUCGUGGUCGUUCCCCAUUGAACAAACCUCCAACAGUAGUGGUCUCGUUAUUCACAUGGGCAAAGGAUUUCAUUGUUCAAAUGGCACCGUUGGGCAAGAGCUGGGUGAUCUUAUCGUUCAGUCUUGUCGGAAGCGAGACCUCAAUGUCCAGGUGGAUGGGAUUGUGAACGACAGCUCCGCGACCCUCCUCUCACGCGCCUACAUCGAGCCCAAGACCCGUAUGUCGCUUAUCCUAGGGACUGGAACCAAUGUGGCCAUCCACUUUCCCGUCCAUGAGAUUGGACUGACCAAGUUCGGUACAAGACCGCCGGGUUGGUUCGACUACGCCAAACACGUUAUCGUUAACAGCGAGAUGAGCAUGUUUGGCGGCAAUAUUCUCCCCAAGACUCGCUGGGAUGAGGUUUUGAACCGGACACACCUUCGGCCCGACUACCAACCUUUGGAGUAUAUGAUUACCGGGCGUUAUCUGGGCGAGAUUAUCCGUCUCAUCAUUGUUGAAGCGGUCGAAUCUGCGAAGCUCUUUGGCGGGGAGUUGCCUCAUUCGAUGCGCGAUGCGUAUUCGUUCGAUACCAGCAUUGUUGCGGCGCUGGAAGCCGAUACAACCCCACUUCUCUCGUCGUCUGCGGCGCUUCUGCAAAAGGAACAUUCAUUCAUCGUGUCGCCCUCCGUCGAAGAUUUGCGCUUCCUCCGACGUAUCUGUCAGAUCGUCUCUAAGCGAGCAGCAGGGUAUCUGGCUACGGCAAUUCACAGUAUGUGGUGUCUGCGGAAUGAAGCAGAAUUUCCCGCGACGGCCCCCUCCGCACCCCCUUCGAUAAAGGAAACUCAAGAGGUGACCGUGGUGGAAAGCGAAGAGAAUCACCAGAGUCUAUCAAUUGCAUGCGACGGCAGUGUCAUCAACAAAUAUCCUGGGUUCCGGGACCGUUGUCAAGGCUAUCUGAAUGACCUUGUGAAGGAGACAAACGCAUUACGGCAGUCAUCGGAUCCCACCCCUGAACCUCAGGUGUGCCUGGACCUGGCACCAGAAAGCGCUAUUCUGGGAGCGGCCGUCGCAGUGGCCGUCGCAGUUGCGGAGAAGAAGCUCGAGUAG